AUGAAGACAUUUUUGGUAGCCUUGGUGCUGGGCGUAGGCAUUGCCACAGCGUUUCUGGAUCCAGAAGUCUUAGAGGCAAAUGUGAAAAAUUCUUCUGCACAUACUUUAAGGAAGCGGUCCGCAUUUUCAGGAACUGCGACAUGGUACGAUGUCGAAACGUACCAGGCAGGCGCCUGUGGUUAUGAUAUCGACAAUAGCAUGCAUAUCGUGGCAUUGAAUGAGCCUAUGUAUGGUGAUCUUGAUUCCCGCUCAAAGUGGUGCGGCAAACAUAUCAUGAUUGCCAAUGGCCUCAAGACAGUGCGAGCCGUCAUUAUGGAUGCGUGUCCUGAGACAUCUCAAUGUCAUCACGGUUCAUUGGACAUGAGCAUGUCGCUUUUUCAAGAAUUUAACGAUUUAACGUUGGGUGUAUUUCCUAUUACGUGGUGGACGAUUGACGAUAGUCACAAUGAUGAUGGCGAUAAAGGCCGUGGUAAUGGCGGGGGCAAGUCGAAUAGCGGCUCAGCGUCUUCGGACUCGCGGUCGCAGUCGCAUUCGUACUCACGUUCACAUUCGCAUUCACAAACUCACUCACAUUCGCGGUCAUACUCAUCGUCAACUCCCACCAGCUCCAGUUAUCAUGAGCAUAAUGCUUCGCGUUCGUCUGCUCAAGCAGAAGCGGCAGCCUCGGCAUCUUCAGCAAGAGCACGAGCAUCAUCUAUCGCCCGGGAGCAGUCAUUAUCCAAAGCAUCAGCAGCAAGCUCCCGAUCGAGUGCUUCUGAGGCAAGUUUGAGGUCGAAGAGUUCGGAAUCAGCCUCUCAUGAUAGCAGCUCGACACGUGUUGCUACAUCAUCGUCCGAUUCUCAUUCUUCGUCGACAACGGCAUCUUCCUCAAGCUCACAAACAACCGGUAGCUCUUCCCAAGACGAUCCGCGAGUCGGAAACUUGGAAAAUUUCGUCAAAGUCUUGAAUGGGCUCUCGAUGCUUGUUCAUGCGGCCGCGCAAAAUUAG
Molecule: messenger RNA, 987 nt
Organism: Malassezia globosa CBS 7966
Lineage: Eukaryota; Fungi; Basidiomycota; Malasseziomycetes; Malasseziales; Malasseziaceae
Exons: 1
Coding region: 1-987 (328 amino acids)
Source: RefSeq, a predicted model, not a curated record